AUGAAUAAAGGUAAGAACGGUUAUGCAAUGCCAAAUGUAAUCGUACAUUUUCCACCCGAAGUUACACCUAGUGAACUUAUCCAGAAGACAUCCGGUAAUCACACAACCACAACUCUCCGCAUUAAUCCGAGAGUCUUGGAAGAAAGAGCCAGAAACACAUACGAAAAGAAUAUUAUCGCACUGCGAAAGAAGCUAAAGUCUUUUUACCCAAAUAUGCAUGGGACGAAAUUUGAAUUUAAGCGAAUCCUUAUUCUGAAAAUAGCAUCGAACACCAAGACAAAAAACAAUACCGUCCAACAAUUUUUGGAAAAUGAUUUCUACGAGGGUACAUCGAAAUCUGCAAGCCACAAUGGUUCGAUGAUAGAUGCAGCAACACACAGUCCUUUUCCGUUAGAGAAGAAUACGUUAAUGCCAUAUCCUUCUUUGUUUUCAUGUGAGUACAAUCUAAUAAAUGAAAGUUCAUCUGAUAUAACCUUCCUUAAUUUCCAUACUUCUUAG
Molecule: messenger RNA, 498 nt
Organism: Ambispora leptoticha
Lineage: Eukaryota; Fungi; Glomeromycota; Glomeromycetes; Archaeosporales; Ambisporaceae
Source: the annotation of a GenBank genome assembly